CGUUUUCGGUGAACACCGACGACUUUUUGUUUACGUAGCAACAGGCAGCACAUAGCAACGGUAUUCGACAAUGGCAUUGCUAAUGCGGAUUACAUUCAGUAAAACCGUAUCUUGAGUGCGUCUAGAUUAUUUCAAUGUGCUGAAGAGAUAAUGUAAUGCAAAUUAGUACACUUUGGCUGCAAAGCUAGCUUCAUAACUGUCUGCCUGGUUUCUAAGAUGGAGAGAGCUUGCUAAUAGUAACCAGUCAACACUACAUAUCUUCUUCCAAACAUGUAUUUUCAAGAAUCACCUCGUGCUUCUGAUGAAGAGGGGGCUUUCUACAUGCAGAGCAGAGCUGCAUAUCUAGCUGUGUUCAAUUCUAGUUUGACAAAUAUAACUUCGAAACAGCAGCUAUGCCGUGGUAAAAACCCAUCCCAUGCUACUCUCAAUAAAUACUGGAGUCCAAGAACUUCCAAACUGAACUUUGAUGACUUCUGUGAGAUUCUCAAGUCUGAGAAGAAAACUGAGGAAACUGAGCUGAUGAGAGCUUUCAGAAAGAUGGAUGUGAACAAUGAUGGCUACAUCACACAUAGUGAACUGGAGAAGGCCCUUACCACUAGAGGAGAGAAAAUGACCACUGAAGAGGUGAAUACCAUUUUCUCAUUAGCUGACAUCAACAAGGAUGGCAAACUGGACUAUGCUGAAUUCUGCAGAUUGUUUGUGUCUACAGUAGAACAGUGUCAGAUAGCUGCAUUGGAGAGGCUCGAGGGUGAUGCCAGACUAAAGAGACAGAACUUCGGCAGUCAGUCAUACAGCCCCCCAAAGGCCCCUGUGUCCUCAGCAUCACCAGCACAAGCAGCAGCAGCUCACCCCCAGCCUCCAGAAACAUCAGACAGGACACUCAAGAUAGACAGCCGACUGUCCUCUCGACCUUCUUCCGCUCGCAGCAGGCGGUCGUCCUUGUCCAACUCAAUCAUUGUGACAUCCAAUAGCACUAAGGCCAGCAAAAUACCAGAGCCCUCAGGUUUACAGGAAUGGCAUCGCAUUUGCAUGAAGGGGUGUUUCUUCGUGGAGGAUAAUGGCAGUAUCAGCUCUCUGCAGUACCAGCUCCAUGUCCCCGAGACAACCAGAGUUUACCUAACCAGCCAACCACUCAGCCUCAGCACCAGACAUGACCCAUCUUCCUCUCAGAUGACAGUGGAUACUGCUCUUUUUGUCACAUCAGCUGGUGAAACCAAAGAGGACUCAACUUUAGUGUGUUUCACUGAGUCAAAAGACAAAGAAAAGUAUAUUUGGAAAGGAGAACUGAAUGCUGGUACCUACUACCUGCUUCCCUUCACCACGGGCUGCAGACUAAAGAAAGAGAACAAAAAGGGUCUUUCUGUGAAACCUGUGGAGCUUGUCUACAGAACUAACACUGGAAAAAUAGACCUCACAGAGGAUUUCAGGGAGGUGCUGUCUGACAUCUUUGAUGUCAUAGACCUGGAUGGGAACGGUUUGCUCAGUCUGGAGGAGUAUAAUUUUUUUGAGCUGAGGACCAGUGGAGAGAAGUGUGACAAGGAUGCCUGGGCCAUCUGCAAAGAAAAUUUUGAUAUGAGAAAGAAUCAGCUGACACGGCAGGGCUUCAUGGAGCUGAACCUGAUGGAGGCCACAGAGAAAGAUGGAGAUCCUUCUGACCUGUGGGUCACCCUGGAAGCUAUGGGCUACAACCGUUUGCUAGAGCUAGUAGAGGGGUGUCCAUUCCAGAUAGAUGUAUACUGUGAAGGCACUCAGGCAUCCAUCCAGCCAGUCAGUAUGGAUUCAGGGCCAAAACUUCUGAACCAGGCCCUUCAGAAGUCUGUCACAGCUAGGAAAGGGGCCAAAGCGCUGAGGGGACAAGACAAUGUUUUCAUCUACACCUACAGAGGAGAACACAGGAUCUCUUCCCUCAUAGCCAACAAGACCAACCAGAAAGUAACUGUGCAUAUAAACAAUGAGCAGAGCAGGAACUGCUGCAGCAGUAGAAGCAUGAGUGUGUUUGCUGUAGAGGUGCCAGCCAGGACCAAGAUGGUGUGCCAACAUGUCCUGCCCAUCAAUGAGAAACAGGACUGGACCUACAACUGUGUGGAGACCAUACUACCAUCCAUGUAGAACUGUAGAACUUCCAUGAAAGAUUCAAAGCUCGCCUAUGCUAGUGAUACAGAAAAGUGAUUUGGUUUAACAUGGGGAACAUGAUGAAAAAAGAUUGGUUCAAUGGUCGUACAGACUAUCAUCUCCAAGGUCUUGUCUCUUAUCUGUGUUGCAGUAAUAUCAGUAAGAGUAACUGCUGUUCAGCAUCUAUUAGUUUCAACUCCAAUACGACCUGCUCACUUUCAGUCACCACUGUUAGUGACAAAGAAAUGCAACACAGUGUCAUAGAAACCCUACCACCAACUAGCAUUUUGGUGGUGUAUAUGCAGAGCGACGUAGACACACCAGCGUACAAAUGCAAAGUAUAAAUGCAUACAGAACAGGCGCUGCGUAGUUUCAACACAGCACCAUAUAUCAUGCUUAAGAAGGUCCAAACUGAAAAACUGCCUAUGCAUUUCAACUUUAACAGGUGCUAUGUUCAAAGCUUAGCUGUAUGUUUUGUAAAACUUUAUCUAAAUGUUGUAAACCCUUGUGUGUUAGGAGCUGAGACCCUCUGUCUGCUUGUGGCCAGCAGCUAGAUGAGACCUACAUGAAAGGAUAGUUUUUCAGAUGCUCAGUGGCUCUAUGCAUCAGAGGUGUUAAACACUGAUAACAGAGGUGGCCACUGUAAUCAUAAGGUAUCAUUGAUCAUGUUUGUUAUGUGCGGUCUGUUUGUUUAGUGCAGACAAAUUGUAAAUUCCUUUAACAUUUUAAAUGCAUCAGUGGGUAAAGUUUAAGGGUGGCAUGGUGAAACAGUGGUUAGUGCUGUUGCCUCACAAUAAGAAGGUUCAGUGUUCGAGCCCCGGCCGACCCAGCGUCUUUCUGUGCAGCGUUUGUAUAUUCUCCCUGUGCCUAUGUGGGUUCUCUCCAGGUACUCUGGCUUCCUCCCACAGUCCAAAGACAUGCAGCUUAGGUUGAUUGCUGACUCUAAAUUGCCCUUAGGAGUGAGUGUGGUUGACAGUCUCUAAGUUAAAGUUCUACUCUAAUCUACAACAUAUCAUUUAAAAUGAAGGCUAUUACCAUGAUGAACUUAAUUUUUAAGAAAACUCUAAAGAAGUAUUCCCAUGUGUCUGGUACUGUGUUGUUAUUUUAUUAUAUGCUGUAUGUUGUGUGGACAUGAGAGGAAGAGCCCAAAUCUGGUCCUAACAUGUAGUUAGGAUUUGUGUCACAUUGUAAUAUAGCUUAGCUCAUUUUUUAAAACACUAAUUUAGCAUGUUUUUUUUAACCAAGAAACAUUCAGACCUGUUUAAUCACCAGACCAGUGCUUUACAGGGGAUUCUUUUUACAUUUAAAUGAAGGAUUAUACUUUAGUUCUUAUGCCUAAAGUCUUUUUCAGUUCUUCAUGAUAUCUGUGUUACUAUGCAGCUAUACAGUAGGUCUCCACUCACCACGGUCUUAAUACAGUAUGGGGCUGUGGGAAUUUUGGGUUGGCAAUGCAAUGCAUUCCUUUGCAUUGCACUCAGGUCUGAACUUUAUUUGCCCUUGACCUUUACAGU
Molecule: messenger RNA, 3623 nt
Organism: Monopterus albus (swamp eel)
Lineage: Eukaryota; Metazoa; Chordata; Actinopteri; Synbranchiformes; Synbranchidae
Gene: efcab7
Product: EF-hand calcium binding domain 7
Exons: 13
Coding region: 271-2109 (612 amino acids)
Biological process (GO): positive regulation of protein localization to ciliary membrane
Cellular component (GO): plasma membrane protein complex; ciliary membrane
Molecular function (GO): calcium ion binding
Source: RefSeq, a predicted model, not a curated record